AUGAUUUCUUUAGUGUGUUCUAACUCGGGUUCAUGCACGGCAGCCUUGAUCUUCUACACUUGUGUAUGGAUCCCGUUUAUUCAGUUCAAGAGAUUUGUUUUAAGCCUGCUUGGUUUUGUUUUCCCACAGAGGUGCGGGACGAUCAAUGUUUCUCUUCCGGUGGCGAGGUUUGAAGAUUUGAAGUUUUCCGCCGGAUGCUGCAACGCGGCGGAAGAGGAAGUGUGUUCCAUAUGCUUGGUUGAGUUCGAUAACGACGAUGCAGUGAGCCAAAUCCAGAAAUGCAAACAUGUUUUUCAUAUGAAUUGCAUUGAGAAAUGGAUGGAACGCUGUCACUUCACUUGCCCACUUUGCAGAUCUGUCUUGUUUAAUAAUGUAAUUUCUGCUCAUACAAAAUGUGGAGACAUUGCUUCAUAUACAGCGGCCGAUUUGGUUUCUUCAUGGCUUUCGUUUUGA
Molecule: messenger RNA, 453 nt
Organism: Gossypium arboreum
Lineage: Eukaryota; Viridiplantae; Streptophyta; Magnoliopsida; Malvales; Malvaceae
Product: RING-H2 finger protein ATL18-like
Exons: 1
Coding region: 1-453 (150 amino acids)
Biological process (GO): protein ubiquitination
Molecular function (GO): ubiquitin protein ligase activity
Source: RefSeq, a predicted model, not a curated record